Messenger RNA from Myotis davidii, 896 nucleotides. It is a transcript of the gene CRYM, whose product is annotated as crystallin mu. The transcript has 7 exons. The record is from RefSeq and is a predicted model, not a curated record. Gene Ontology annotation, biological process: thyroid hormone metabolic process. Gene Ontology annotation, cellular component: cytoplasm. Bases 8 to 625 code for a protein of 205 amino acids. NCBI's taxonomy places the organism in Eukaryota, Metazoa, Chordata, Mammalia, Chiroptera, Vespertilionidae. Gene Ontology annotation, molecular function: thyroid hormone binding.
GGUGGUCAUGGAUGGAAAUGUCAUAACUGCGAAGAGAACAGCAGCUGUGUCUGCCAUCGCCACCAAGUUUUUGAAGCCACCCAGCAGUGAAGUGCUGUGCAUCCUGGGGGCUGGGGUCCAGGCCUACAGCCACUAUGAGGUCUUCACUGAGCAGUUCUCCUUCAAGGAGGUGAGGAUAUGGAACCGCACUAAAGAAAAUGCCGAGAAGUUUGCAGACACAGUGGAGGGAGAGGUGCAGGUCUGUUCAUCCGUCCAGGAGGCUGUGACAGGUGCCGAUGUGAUCAUCACAGUCACCAUGGCAACAGAGCCCAUUUUGUUUGGCGAAUGGGUGAAGCCAGGGGCUCACAUCAAUGCCGUGGGAGCCAGCAGACCGGACUGGAGAGAGCUGGACGACCAGCUCCUGGCGGGCGCCGUGCUGUACGUGGACUCCCGGGAGGCAGCCCUCAAGGAGUCUGGAGACGUGCUGCUGUCGGGGGCAGAGAUCUUCGCUGAGCUGGGAGAGGUGGUGGCGGGAGUGAAGCCAGCCCUCUGUGAGAAGACCACGGUGUUCAAGUCUCUGGGAAUGGCGGUGGAGGACGCGGUUGCGGCCAAAUUAGUGUAUGACUCCUGGUCAUCUGGUAAAUAGCGCGAAGCGUGGCCCCGAGGCGGCGCUGCAACUCCAGGGGCCUUGCCGCCGGUUGUCCUGUAAUUUCUAGAUCAAACGAGGGAACCCCGUGCCCAGCGGACUGUAGUGUUGUGCUCAUCCUGUCUUACCUUAAUUGGCGAGAUCCUCCUUGCGUUGUAGCUGAGGGGAGCUGGGUGGCCGGCCCUGCGGUGCGGGCUGCAGCAGCACCCCUUCCCCAGGCAUCCCACCGGCUCUUGUAUCUCCUGGAAAUAAAGCGAUUUCCUUUUCUGCA